Molecule: messenger RNA, 3283 nt
Organism: Anoplophora glabripennis (Asian longhorned beetle)
Lineage: Eukaryota; Metazoa; Arthropoda; Insecta; Coleoptera; Cerambycidae
Gene: botv
Product: exostosin-3
Exons: 5
Coding region: 288-3089 (933 amino acids)
Cellular component (GO): membrane
Molecular function (GO): glycosyltransferase activity
Source: RefSeq, a predicted model, not a curated record
GAGGAAGAAGAAGAUCUAUGGUUAGGUCUAUUAAGUCAAGUCUAAAAACCUAUCAAUAUACAAAUACAAAUAUACAUGUACAAAAAUUACUAAUGAAAAAUGAAAUUUGUGCACACUUGCAUAAAGUUUACCUUUGAAUUCUGAAUAGGUUAGAAUGUUGGAAUCCACUUCAACCAUCUACAAGGAUACAAGCUGUUAACAUAUAACAAUAUAUCAAAUAUGUGUACAUUUUGUGUAUGGAUUUAUAUACCUCAAAUUUGUUAAAGAGUGAUUAUUAAGGGUGGAAAAUGGUUACAAUAAAUGCUGAGAAUAAUAAAGAUAUUUGCCAGUGGUUAAUUCAUGUAAAACUGUCGCGAAUAGUUAUUAUGGUUUUAGCAAUACUAAUAUUAACACCACUUAUUACACAUUUUUAUUUAUCAAAAGUGGAAAGAAAUUCUAAUUUAAUAGAACACAGUGCACAUUCACAUCAAAACCUUCCUGAAGAUCUCAAUGUUAUUAAAGUAGAUGAUUUAAGAGUAGGUGUAGAAGAAUUGCUUAGAAUUAGAGGUUCAGUUUUAAGUGAACUACGUGAUAUUGAGAAAAAAAGGCAGCAGUUUAAAUUAGAAAUACAGACAUACUCGAAAAAUAUAGAGGAACUGAAACAAGAACUGUUUCAUCAGCAAACAAAUUUAAAUAGACUGAAAAUAUCAAUUGAACAGGCUCAAGUGGCUCAAAGAGAGGCUUUACAACAGAAUACACCUGACUUAGCAUUGCCGAAAAUGUUAACUGCGGAUGUGCUUCCAGCAAUUUUAACUAACUUACCAAGAAAUCUAUCUAAAAGAUGUCAAAUGUUUUCUUGUUUUGAUCAUUCUAGAUGUUCAUUAACAUCAGGAUUUCCAGUAUACCUUUAUGAUCCUGAUCAACAUCCUGUAAUGCACAGGGGUUGGGAUGUUGACGGAUUUUUAAAAACUACCUUGAAACAAACAUUGGGUUAUAAUCCCCAUCUGACAAAUAAUCCUAAGAAAGCUUGUAUUUUCUUAGUAUUAGUUGGGGAAGCUUUAAAGGACUCUGAAGACAAUGAUAAUAUGGAAAAUUUUCCUGCACUGGACUCUAAUGCUUUAAAAAAAUUACCUUUUUGGGGUGGAGAUGGAAGAAAUCAUGUUUUGUUAAAUUUAGCUAGAAGGGAUCUUACUGCCAAUUCAGGAGACAUAUUUUCUUCAAUAGAUACCGGAAGAGCAAUCUUAGUGCAGUCUACUUUCAGUUAUGAUUUAUUCAGACCAAAUUUUGAUUUGAUUAUUUCGCCAGUACUAGGACCACCAGGAGGAGAUGUUUGGCAAGAAUGUGCUAAUAUGCUCCCUGCUCGUAGAACGUAUCUUCUUUCCUUUCAAGGAGAAAUGAAAGAGGUGAAGUUGCCCUCAACAGAUUCAUACAAUGAUGAUACUAACAUUGCAAAAGAUAAGCGAUUGGAUAAAUUCAUAAUUGAACACUUACAGCAGUUGGCAAAAACAGAUACAUCAGAUCAAUUUUUGUUCGAAUUUGAAUGUGUACCUGCAAGUGAUAACAAUAUUGAUGUAGGGCCACAAGAUUGGACUUUAUGUGGAACAGACAGUAGUAGAAGGACAAUAUUGAAGGAGUCUACAUUUGUAUUAAUAUUUGCACCAGAUAACACAUUAUUAACCUCAACGUUAUUACAAGCCAGAGUAUAUGAAGCUCUGCGCUCAGGUGCCAUUCCUGUGAUUUUGGGAGGUGACCAAGUAAAAUUAGCUUAUGAUGAAGUUGUUCAAUGGAAACGAGUUGUAAUUUUUUUAACCAGAACCCGAGUAACCGAACUACACUUUUUGUUAAGAGCUAUACCAGACGAAGAUAUUUUAUUAUACCGUCGACAAGGUAGAUUAGUUUGGGAGAGAUAUCUCGCUUCUGUACAAAGUACAUUGGACACCAUAGUAGCAGUAUUACGAGAACGUCUAGGUAUACCAGCUCUUCCAGCUGACACUGUUGCAGCUAUAAGUGUUUUUAAUGAUACUUUUCAACCAAUUCAGGUGCAAGUUGGAGGAGAUGUUGAACAAGAAGAAAGUUUAGGUCCUUCAGAACCUCUUUAUGAUAGCCCAGCUUUUAGGAGAAAUUAUAGCUUGCCAUUCACUCAGGGUCAUGAACUGUGGAAUGAUUGGGGUGAUCCAUUUAGACUGUAUCCUGCUUUACCAACUGAUCCGGUAUUAUCAUCCGAUGCAAAAUUUAUAGGUUCUGGGAGAGGCUUUCGUCCUAUAGGACAGGGUCAAGGAGGGGCUGGCAAAGAGUUUUCAGAAGCACUUGGGGGAAACAAUCCUAGAGAACAGUUCACAGUACUUCUCUUAACUUAUGAAAGGGAACAAGUGCUGUUAGAUUCAAUUGCCCGACUCCGAGGGUUGCCUUAUUUACAUUCGGUGGUUGUAAUAUGGAAUUCCCCCAGACUUCCUAGUCCUGAAUUAAGAUGGCCUGAUAUCGGGGCUCCAGUUCAUAUCGUCAAAGCUGCUCGAAAUUCUUUGAAUAACAGAUUUUUGCCAUUGGAUAACUUACAAACAGAAGCCAUUUUAUCUGUGGAUGAUGAUGCUCACCUAAGACACGAUGAAAUUCUUUUUGGAUUCCGCGUUUGGAGAGAACAUAGAGAUAGAAUAGUAGGGUUUCCCGGUCGCUAUCAUGCUUGGGACAUUAAUACCAAAAAUAGCUGGUUGUACAAUUCAAACUACAGUUGUGAACUGAGUAUGGUAUUAACAGGUGCUGCUUUCUUGCACAGGCAUUAUUUGCAUUUAUACUGGAAAUGGUUACCCCAAGCCAUCAGAGACAAAGUGGAUGAAUACAUGAAUUGUGAAGAUAUUGCAAUGAAUUUUCUAGUCAGUCAUAUUACCAGGAAACCCCCUGUCAAAGUAACAUCUAGAUGGACUUUUAGAUGCCCAGGUUGUCCUCAGAGUCUGUCUGAAGAUGAUACACAUUUUCAAGAGAGGCACAAGUGUAUAAAUUUUUUUUCGCAGGUUUUUGGAUAUACACCUUUAUUAAAUACCCAGUACAGAGCCGAUUCAAUUCUGUUCAAAACCAGAAUACCACAUGACAAGCAAAAAUGCUUUAAAUUUAUAUAAACAUCAAGAAUUUUAGUACCUUACUUUUUCAUGGAAUAUUAUUUAUAUUGUCUAACAAUAGAUAUAUUUUAAAUUAUAUUUAUUUGUAAAUAUUUAUUUCGUCUCAAUGAACGAAUAUUUUAUAGUGAUAUAGAAUUUUUAAUUGUGCCAUUUAAAACCUCCCUGUAAAGACUACAUCACAAAUAAAUUUUUGU